GCAGCACCUUAGCUGCAUUUGACACUUCUAGCCCGACACAAGCUAAUGUUCAGUAUGUCUGAGAAGGAGCUGGGAAAAAAGUGGGACCGAUGCCUGGCUGACGGUGCCAUUAAGAUCGGUACCGGGCUGGGGUUAGGAAUCGUGUUUUCUGUUCUGUUCUUCAAACGGCACACGUGGCCUAUUUCCCUGGGCUCAGGAGCAGGACUUGGGAUGGCAUAUGCCAACUGUCAGAACGACCUGCGGUCACAUUAUAUGCUGCAAAGAAGUGAAAAGGAGCAGUAGCUGCAACUCAGAGGGACUGUCUUUUUUAUUUUUUUGCACUUGUUUGUUUUGUCUGUGGGAGAGUCACCAUUUGCACUGUUCUGCAGUAAGAUCCCGUCUCCCUGUUGAACGAUCCAUCCCUAGUAUGACUCUGUAUGAUUUGUUUGUGCCUGAUCAGGACAGUCUGUGUUUAUUUAAUAAAAUAAUCAAAUGUUUC
Molecule: messenger RNA, 478 nt
Organism: Labrus bergylta (ballan wrasse)
Lineage: Eukaryota; Metazoa; Chordata; Actinopteri; Labriformes; Labridae
Gene: micos10
Product: mitochondrial contact site and cristae organizing system subunit 10
Cellular component (GO): mitochondrial inner membrane; mitochondrion; MICOS complex
Source: RefSeq, a predicted model, not a curated record